Choloepus didactylus (southern two-toed sloth) is the source of this 3910-nucleotide messenger RNA. It is a transcript of the gene PPM1K, whose product is annotated as protein phosphatase, Mg2+/Mn2+ dependent 1K. Bases 306 to 1424 code for a protein of 372 amino acids. Lineage: Eukaryota; Metazoa; Chordata; Mammalia; Pilosa; Megalonychidae. The transcript has 7 exons. The record is from RefSeq and is a predicted model, not a curated record. Gene Ontology annotation, molecular function: protein serine/threonine phosphatase activity; cation binding. Gene Ontology annotation, biological process: protein dephosphorylation.
GCAGCAGCUGCUGUCAGUCAGUGGGAACAGACUUGCCCUCUCCAUCUGGCGAACUGCGGCGAAAAUUUUUCGAGAAUUUCCAGCAGACGAGGCAGUGGCGGCGGUUCUAACUGCUUGCUCCCGAGAUCAGAAACAUCGGAGAAGGCAAUUUUAUUGCCGACCGAGAACGCCCCUUCACUGCCCUCCGUUAGUUGAUUAAAAAAAUUUGAGCGACAUAAACACUAGUUGCAUCAUCUUUCUUGAAGACAUUCCAUUAUCCCUUCCAUUGAGCUUUCCCUGAUUACUGAGGCCUUUGGAGCUGAGUUAUGUCAACAGCUGCAUUAAUUACAUUGGUUAGAAGUGGUGGGAACCAGGUGAGAAGGAGAGUGCUGCUAAGCUCACGUUUGCUGCAAGAGGACAGGCGGAUGACACCCACAUGUCACAGCUCCACUUCUGAGUCCAGGUGUUCUCGAUUUGACCCAGAUGGCAGUGGGCGUCCAGCCACCUGGGACAGUUUUGGGAUCUGGGAUAACCGCAUUGAUGAGCCAAUUCUACUGCCACCCAGCAUUAAGUAUGGCAAGCCAAUUCCCAAAAUCAGCUUGGAAAAUGUGGGCUGUGCCUCGCAGAUUGGCAAACGGAAAGAGAAUGAAGAUCGCUUUGACUUGGCUCAGUUAACAGAUGAGGUCCUGUACUUUGCCGUGUAUGAUGGACACGGUGGACCUGCAGCUGCAGAUUUCUGUCACACCCACAUGGAGAAGUGUAUUAUGGAUUUGCUUCCUAAGGAGAAGAACUUGGAAACUCUGUUGUCCAUGGCUUUUCUAGAAGUAGAUAAAGCCUUUGGGAGGCACGCCCACCUGUCUGCUGAUGCAACCCUUCUGACCUCUGGGACUACUGCAACGGUAGCCCUAUUGCGAGAUGGUGUUGAACUGGUUGUAGCCAGUGUUGGGGACAGCCGGGCUACUUUGUGUAGAAAAGGAAAACCCAUGAAGCUAACCAUUGACCAUACUCCUGAAAGGAAAGAUGAAAAAGAAAGGAUCAAGAAAUGUGGUGGUUUUCUAGUUUGGAAUAGUUUGGGGCAGCCUCACGUAAAUGGCAGACUUGCAAUGACAAGGAGUAUUGGAGAUUUGGAUCUUAAAACCAGUGGUGUGACAGCAGAACCUGAAACAAAGAGGAUUAAGCUACAUCAUGCUGAUGACAGCUUCCUGGUGCUCACUACAGAUGGAAUUAACUUCAUGGUGAAUAGUCAAGAGAUUUGUGACUUUGUCAAUCAGUGCCACGAUCCCAACGAGGCAGCCCAUGCAGUGACUGAACAGGCAAUACAGUAUGGUGCUGAAGAUAACAGUACUGCAGUAGUAGUACCUUUUGGAGCCUGGGGAAAAUACAAGAACUCUGAAAUCAACUUCUCAUUCAGCCGAAGCUUUGCCACCAGUGGACGAUGGGCCUGAUCACUUGCUGGGAGUGAGAUUUUGUAUGCAAUGUUUUUCACUGAGCAUGCCCAGAAACUGAUAAGAUAAAAAAUGUCACUGUACUUGCAUGACCCUGUGACUCACUCGAUCAGUACACAAGUCAGUGUAGACUUAGUAACCAUUUACAUAGUAGUUUUUCAUAAAUAUCCAUCAUAUUUAUGUUCAAACUAACAUGCUCCGUAAAAAGUUAUGUGUGGUUAAAUUAUUGUGAGUCUCUGAGUGUGAAUGAGGAAUGGGUUAUAUGAGCAAAUGAGAAGUAAUUUUGAUAUACUUGAUGUUAGUUUCUAAUCGGUAAUACUCUUAAGCAGCUGUGGAUUUAUUUUGAUUAUAUUUGGUCUUUAUUCAUUUGAAAAGAUUCAUCCUCAAGUUCUUCAAAACUAGUCAGUAUUUUGACUUCUAUUCAGUGUGUUAUCAGCAAGUGUAUAUUUUUAAUUCCUGUACCAAUGAAUAAGUAUAAAACCUGAGUUCUCUGUUAGCAUAUUUUAUAUUUUAGACCACUAACUAAUAAAUGUAACAAUGCAGAAGAAAUUCAGAUAAUAUGACGUUGCUAAAUUGUAUACAUAUUUAUAAGCAGUGUAUUUGAGUAUUUCAGUUGUGUCACCAGGGCCCCUGUCAUUCAUUCCUAUUUUUCUGUACGUAAGAAAGCUACAUAAAUCCUAAAUCUCAUUCCUAAAUCUCAGUAAAGAAUGUGUAGGUAAAGAGUCCUACGGCCAAAACAAUACAAAGUUAAAAGCUGAAGGCAUAUAAGGAUUUUGUAUAAAGUUCCCAUUUAUCUCUAACUCGAUAGUUUGUGGUUUGUAUUUAGUAUGUGCAUAUCACUUUUGUAGAGAGUAAGCAAGUUGGAUAAUUUGUUAGUAAAAUUAAUGUCCCAUUAUCUGAUAUUGCUAUAGAUAUGACUUGAGGUUUGUGUCUCCUUUUUGCUUAUUUCUAAGACUGAUAAGAAAAGAAUAAGUCUAAAGCAAACAUCAUUAAAACAUUCUAAAUAUAUUUCUGUUUGCUAUGUAACUUAGCAGUGUAAAAUUUACUUCCUUAUUCUGCAUGUAAGGUUGCUGGUAAAAUGUGAAUCUGUAAAUGUCCAUUUGGAAUUUUAUCUGCAGUUUAUUUCUGCAUACUGUGUAAAUUUGUUAUAUGUAUGAGUGUAUGUAUAUAUGUAUAUUGGUGUGAUAUAAAUUAAAGGGAACAAUCCUGCAUAGCUCCUUUGCCAGUUAGGUUUAAAUUAUUGAUAUGUUUAUCUCUAAGGACUCUUGUCAAACUGAAGGCUAUUUUCUUACAGUGUAGAACCAAUGGUUAUUGGCAGAUAGAAAAACAGAUUUAAAAUGGCAGUUGGAGAUAACUUAUUUGGGCAGUUCACCUGGAAAAUCCGGGAUAGAAUCAACAUGUUGAAGUUACAUUGCUAUAUAGUAAUUUGCAUAUAAAAUAAUAGGAUGUGAAAAAAAUAUUGACUGUUGUGACAUGGAGUUUUGUUUUAGAAACAAACAAACAAAGAAACCAAAAAGAAAAGAAUGAUGUAUAAUAUAUAUCUUCAACUCUCAGUAUUCAGGGUUGAUUUUUUUCCUUUCUUUUUAAGAUAUAUGUAAAGACUUAUCAGAAAGAAAGCCCAAUAUAAGUAUUCACAUCUUCUUCUUAGCUUCUCAGGAAUGGAACAAAAAAGAUUUUUUGAGUUUUCUUGCCUUUAUCAGGAAUUGUCCUUUGGAAAAAAAGCACUUUUUUUUUUUUUUUUUUUUUUUUUUUAUGGAAAUUAGGUGAAAGAAGGAAGAACAUUACAGGAAAGAAUAUAAUUUCCUAUUUGUUGUCUGAGAACUGAGGAACUAAAGAUAGACCAAAGAAUCUGAGAAAAGUUGCAUUUCUGAGUUGGGUCUUGUUAACAGAAAUGUGGAAGCUAUAUUUAGGAAUAUGGAGAAUUACCAAAAAUACCAGACAAAUAGAAGCUCUGUAGCACAAAAAUGACAUUCUAAGAAUGUAAGUUUCAUGUUUGUUUUGAAUUCUUCACAAUACUAUUCUUCUCUAUUUUACUUUAAACACUAAGAUUGGGAGUGCUUUGUCAAAUUCAGGGGCCUCAGGGUCACUGAUGGAUUGAAGCAGAUUGCCCGGUUUGACAUAGAGGAAUUUGUAGGACACUGCUGGUGGGAGGGGUGGACUUUGUUCUGCUUCAUCUGGAAACUUUAAAACUCUAAACCAGUCAACUUUGACUAAAGUAUAAAACAUAUUGCAGUUUAUGUUUUUCAAGCCACAAUGUUGAAAUAUAAUUUAAAAUGUAGAUUAUCAUAAUCCAUGAAAAGUAAACAUACUUGUAUCAAGCUUCCAAAUCUAUCACUGAAAAUUAUGCAAAUAGUAGUUUAAAAAAGGACUGUUUUCAAGAUUGCUUUUUUAGUUAAGGCUGUGAAUUUGCCAUGUGGGUAUUACCAUGUGGGUGUAGGUAUGGUGUAAAUUAUAUUAAUGUAAUAAAGCUUAAAUAACCAAUUGUA